Eurypyga helias (sunbittern) is the source of this 1375-nucleotide messenger RNA. It is a transcript of the gene HNF4G, whose product is annotated as hepatocyte nuclear factor 4, gamma. Bases 11 to 1375 code for a protein of 454 amino acids. Gene Ontology annotation, molecular function: RNA polymerase II cis-regulatory region sequence-specific DNA binding; zinc ion binding; nuclear receptor activity. The transcript has 10 exons. Lineage: Eukaryota; Metazoa; Chordata; Aves; Eurypygiformes; Eurypygidae. The record is from RefSeq and is a predicted model, not a curated record. Gene Ontology annotation, biological process: cell differentiation; anatomical structure development; regulation of transcription by RNA polymerase II.
UUUGCAUUCAAUGAUGAGGGUCUCGGAAUCAAUACUAGACAUGGAAAUGGCAAACUACAGUGAGGUUUUAGAUCCAACGUAUACGGCACUGGAGUUCGAAACUAUGCAGAUUCUGUAUAAUGGCAAUGACGGUUCAGGAGAAGCUGUCAACAUGAAUGCUGCUGACAACGGGGUCAGUAGUCUCUGUGCAAUAUGUGGAGACCGAGCGACUGGGAAACAUUAUGGUGCUUCCAGCUGUGAUGGAUGCAAGGGAUUCUUUAGGCGCAGUAUACGGAAAAACCAUGUCUAUACAUGCAGAUUCAACCGGCAAUGUAUUGUUGACAAGGACAAGAGGAAUCAAUGCAGAUAUUGCCGUUUAAAAAAGUGUUUUCGAGCAAGAAUGAAAAAAGAAGCUGUACAAAAUGAACGGGACAGGAUAAGUACGAGAAGAAACACUUAUGAUGGCUGCAACAUUCCCUCUAUUAGCACACUGUCACAAGCUGAGACACUCUCUCGUCAGAUCUCAAUCUCCAGUCCUGGUGCUAGCACUGACAUAAAUGUUAAGAAAAUUGCUGGUAUUAGUGAUGUCUGUGAAUCUAUGAAGCAACAACUUUUGGUUCUGGUGGAAUGGGCUAAAUAUAUUCCAGGCUUCUGUGAAUUACCACUGGAUGACCAGGUUGCCCUACUAAGGGCACAUGCUGGGGAACACCUGUUGCUUGGAGCAGCUAAACGGUCCAUGGCAUAUAAGGAUAUCUUACUUCUAGGCAACAAUUACAUAAUCCAUCGCAACAGUACUGAAGUAGAGAUCAGCCGAGUGGCAAAUCGGAUUUUAGAUGAACUAGUUCGACCCUUCCAGGAAAUUCAGAUAGACGACAAUGAGUACGCUUGCUUGAAAGCAAUUGUGUUUUUUGAUCCAGAUGCAAAGGGCCUGAGUAAUCCGAUGAAGAUUAAGAACAUGCGGUUCCAAGUCCAAAUCAGUUUAGAGGAUUAUAUUAAUGAUCGUCAGUAUGACUCCCGAGGAAGAUUUGGAGAACUUCUGCUUCUACUGCCUACACUCCAGAGCAUCACUUGGCAAAUGAUCGAGCAAAUACAAUUGGUUAAACUAUUUGGAAUUGUUAAAAUUGACAGUUUGCUUCAGGAAAUGUUGCUUGGAGGUACUUCUAAUGAUUCCAGUCAUCUGCAUCAUCCAGUACAUCCUCACUUAGCCCAAGAUCCACUAACUGGACAAACUAUCCUCAUAAGUUCAAUGUCUGCUCCUGUACAUACAGAACAGAUUUCAACUCCAGAAACUCCAUUACCUUCACCUCCUCAAGGAUCUGGGCAAGAAUACAAAAUGCCUACAAAUCAGGCUUCAGUCAUUGCACAGCAAUCUAUUUUGAAACAAAAACCAUUGUGA